AUGACCCUAGAUACGCCAAUACUGGUGCACUGCACCACCUGCACCUACGAUAGCUACGCCACUGACCAGUACCGUUGCAUAAAUUGGCUGGCCGGGAACUGCUAUGGGCUCAAUAAAGAUCAGCGUAGAGUAGAACAGCGGUCAAAAGCAGUUAAAUGCGCCAGUGUUAAAGUGCGCGACAGCGGCAAAGCGUCGGCGGCCGCGGUCCCGUGGGUCGCCGAGAGCAGCGCACGAUUAAGCGGCGACUACUGCGCUAAAUCCCAUUUAGACCGGACGGAAUCUCUCACCCCACGCAACGUGCAAAACACGUGCUGUUAUUUCCCC
Messenger RNA from Iphiclides podalirius (scarce swallowtail), 324 nucleotides. The record is from the annotation of a GenBank genome assembly. NCBI's taxonomy places the organism in Eukaryota, Metazoa, Arthropoda, Insecta, Lepidoptera, Papilionidae.